Messenger RNA from Heteronotia binoei (common prickly gecko), 2462 nucleotides. It is a transcript of the gene SOX3, whose product is annotated as SRY-box transcription factor 3. The transcript has a single exon. The coding region runs from base 286 to 1296 and encodes 336 amino acids. Gene Ontology annotation, biological process: negative regulation of transcription by RNA polymerase II; positive regulation of transcription by RNA polymerase II; cell differentiation. NCBI's taxonomy places the organism in Eukaryota, Metazoa, Chordata, Lepidosauria, Squamata, Gekkonidae. Gene Ontology annotation, molecular function: DNA-binding transcription factor activity, RNA polymerase II-specific; RNA polymerase II cis-regulatory region sequence-specific DNA binding. The record is from RefSeq and is a predicted model, not a curated record.
CGCGCUGAUUGGCUGCCGGCUCCUCAUUUAUAGGCCGUCAAUCAAAGGCCCCCGGAGAAAGGCUCUAGAGGCGAGUGGGUCGGGGGGGACGCACAAGUUUGGGCAGCGGGCUGCUCAAGGAGCCGUCGAGGGUCCCCCUUCAGUCUCUCCAAGGGGCUGCGCUACUGGGAAAGUUGACCAAGGGAAAGAGGCGGACUUGAGUCUCAGCUGCGGUUCUCUUCCUCCGGGCCUUACUUUGCCCCCCUUUGGACAGCCACGCUGGCGCAUCUUCUCCAGGCUCCGGCUAUGUACAGCAUGUUGGAGGGGGAGCUCAAGCCCCCCCAGCCUAACCCGGGAGGCGGCUCGGCAGGGAACGGCGUCCCCGGCGGAGCGGGCAAAGGAGUCGGUGGCGGAGGAGGGGGCGGCGGCGGAGGAGGAGGCGGCGGGAACGGCGCGACCGACCAGGACCGAGUGAAGAGGCCCAUGAACGCCUUCAUGGUGUGGUCGCGGGGCCAGCGGCGCAAAAUGGCCCAGGAAAACCCCAAGAUGCACAACUCGGAGAUCUCCAAGCGCCUGGGAGCCGACUGGAAGCUGCUGAGUGACUCGGAGAAGCGGCCCUUCAUCGACGAGGCCAAGCGGCUGCGCGCCGUCCACAUGAAGGAAUAUCCGGAUUACAAAUAUCGGCCCCGUCGGAAGACGAAGACGCUGCUCAAAAAGGACAAGUACUCUCUGCCCGGCAACUUGCUGGCUACUGGAGGCGGCGGCGGAGGCGCAGUAAGUAGCCCCGUCGGGGUCGGGCAGCGCUUGGACUCUUACGCGCACAUGAAUGGCUGGCCCAACGGCGCGUACGCUUCGCUGAUGCCCGAGCAGCUGGGCUACAGCCAGCACCCGGCCAUGGGCAACACGCAGCUCCAGCCCAUGCACCGCUACGACGUCAGCGGCCUCCAGUACAGCCCCAUCAUGUCGAGCGCGCAGCCUUACAUGAGCGCGGCAGCCUCCACCUACAGCAUGUCCCCCGUGGCCGCAGCCGCCGCCGCCGCUGCCUACGGGCAGCAACCGUCGGGCCACUCCAUGAGCCUGGGGACUAUGGGCUCCGUGGUGAAAUCCGAGCCCAGCUCGCCGCCGCCGGCCAUCGCCUCGCACUCCCAGCGGGCCUGCUUGGGAGACUUGCGGGAUAUGAUCAGCAUGUACCUCCCCCCGGGGGGAGACGCGGCCGACCCCUCGACGCUCCAGGGCACCCGGCUACACAGCGUCCACCAACACUAUCAGAGCGCCGGGACUUCGGUGAACGGCACCGUGCCACUAACUCAUAUCUAGCCGGGCGCCCCCUCGGAUGUCCCCAUGGCCUCGGCUCCCCCAGGGCUCCCCUUGUACCAGCCGGGGAAGAGGGGGCUGCCUCGCAUCUAGCCAGCCGUUUUUGACUGCUCCCCAACGCACGUCCGUGUACAUUUUAGGGGGUCACCUCGCCCCCUUCCCACGAAGCAACUAAUUCGCUUUUAACCAGGUUCUUCUCUUAACUUCCAAGCAACUGAAAUGCGGAGGCGGGUGGGGGGCUGAGCUCAAAGCGGCACAAGCCGAGCUUUCCCAACUAACUCCGUUCAAAAGGAAAUGUGUUGUUGUUUUUUUUAAAAAAAAUGUGUAAAAAGAAAUUACUUGUUUGAAGUUAUAGAGCACAAUUUUACUGCUAACCUGUACAGGAACUGCUAUGAAAGACUUUUUCUUCCCCUCCAGAUCUACAGCGGAGUUCUGAACAAAGGGGAGGGGGCUCUAGCUUUGUGUGUUGGGGGGGGGGCGGAUUUUUUAGAGAUGAGUUCUGAACUGUUCUGAAAAGGAGGAAAGAAAUCGUGCGUUCCGCUUGUCUCAAGUUUAAUGUUUACAGUUUUGAUUGUAUGUGUGGGGGGGGGAUGAAAUUUUGUCUCUUCCUCCUUAAUCCUGGGCUGGAGUCCUCAAUUUUUAAAAUUCUCUAUUUUUUAAAAAAAGAAGUGUUAACUUGAUGUAUGCACCAGCUCCGUUAACUCGCUACAACUUUUAAACUUGGACCCAAGUUCCUUUUUGGAAAGAAAGGGGUUUAACUUCGAAUUAAACCUCGAGGUGGGGUGGGGUGUCAUGCUUGGACCAAGCGGUUCCGAUGGAGCGACUAGGAGCCCGGUGCGAAUGGGGAGUGAAUUCGAAUUGAUGGGUUUUGCAUUCUAAGUGGUGUGAGUUUUCAGGCGAGAUGGAAGGGCUCGGGGGGAGGGGAGGUUUAGGGUUUUCGCUUAUUUGCCCCUGACGCUUGUAUAUUUCUGUAAAUUUGAUUAUUCCCCCCCCUCCUCGCCCGGUGGAACUGUGGAUCUGAGCGUGGAAUAGUUUGGAGAACAUAUCGGUCCUACGAAGCAGCUGUUCUAGCUUUUUAUUUUGUUCGUCUCGGGUUUCUUUGAAGAGAUGGUUCCUCCCCUUGAAGCCAGAACCUUACAAAAGACCAAUAAAUUUUAUAACAUGCCCUA